Messenger RNA from Neolamprologus brichardi, 4128 nucleotides. The record is from RefSeq and is a predicted model, not a curated record. Lineage: Eukaryota; Metazoa; Chordata; Actinopteri; Cichliformes; Cichlidae.
CGGAUAAGGGCGGAGCUAAGCAAAUGACAGCAUAAAACUUUGUUAGCUUCUCGCUAACUUUAUUCUAGCUUCUGUUUAGCUAUGUUAUCAGCUUGAAAACGGCACCCCAGGAUGCUCGAAAAGUUAGAGUGUCAUGGAAAGGAUGAUGGAGACCUGUGCAAAAUGGCCAGUUCAGUGGUAACGAUGAGCAGAACUGAUUUCCGUGCACGGCUGCCACAGUUUUUGGAGGAGAGGAUGCAGACCAGCAUGCUCACAGGUGUAUUGAUUGGAGCUAUGGUUGCAGUUGUGCUGAUUGGGAUUGUGGUGCUCUUCCUUUACAGGAGAUUCAAACAUGCCCGUAAUCAACAACCGGGUGUACCUCACUAUCGAUUCAGGAAACGAGAUAAAGUGCUUUUCUAUGGAAGGAAGAUAAUGCGAAAGGUUAAGACACUCUCCUCACUUCCUUCUCCAUCCCAUCCCUCGCCAUCAAAGCAACCACAGCGCAUACGAAAAAGAACCAAAGUUCUGAACAUAGCUCGCAAAAUUCUGAGGAUCCGGAGAGACCCUCCCACCCUGCAGCCCAAGGAACCCCCUCCCUCCCUGCUGGAAGCUGAUCUAACAGAGUUUGAAGUGCAGAGCUCGAAUCUGCCUUCUGAGGUCCUGUAUAUGCUGAAAAAUGUCAGGGUCUUGGGCCAUUUUGAGAAGCCUCUGUUUCUGGAGCUGUGUCGACAUAUGGUGUUUAUUGAGCUACAGGAGGGUGAAAGCCUGUUCAAACCAGGAGAUGAUGAUGACAGCAUCUACGUGGUCCAGGAUGGAAGACUUGAGUUGUGCAUACAAGAGAAUGAUGGCACAGAAUCAGUGGUGAAGGAUGUCCUCCCCGGAGACAGCGUCCACAGCCUGCUCAGUAUUCUGGACACCAUCACUGUGAGCUCCUGUGAGAGUCAAGCAGUGCCCUUGACCAAUAUAAACAAUGUGAUGGCAGAAGCAAAUACUGGAAAGAUGACUCGACGUCUCCACUUCCAGGACGAAUCACCUGCCGGAACCACUGAAAACACUGCAGAGACAGAUGGUGUAAAGGACAGCCAUUCAACCAGGAAGCUGCGAUCUACCUCUAUGCCCACUGAAUGCACAGGUAAUGACCUGAGCAUGGCCUGCGAACGAGCUCGAGUUACCAUUGAGGAGGCUCCAUCAAGUCCUAUCACUCACAAAUCUAGUCUGAAGAAGAGUGUGACAAUGCAACACACACCAUCUGAAGUAUUUCACUAUACAGACAGCGGAGGGCACGCUGAUGCUACCUAUCUUGGUAAAAGCAGUGCAAUCCUCCAAGCUGCUAAGAAAGACCUGCUGGGAAUCAUCCAGCUGCAGGACCCUAGUCUGCUUGAAGGCAGAGUAACCGUCCACCAUGUCAAAGCCGGCUCUGUGGUAGCUCGUCAGGGAGAUCAGGAGGUGAGCAUCCACUUCGUGAUUUCUGGCCUCCUCCAUGUUUACCAGCGGAUGAUUGACCGUGAAGAAGAAUUGCGCCUGUUUGUAACGCAUCCCGGAGAGCUUGUUGGUCACCUUGCUGUUCUGACCGGAGAGCCCCUCAUAUUUACAGUUCGAGCUCAGCGAGAUUGCAGCUUCCUCUCUAUUUCCAAAACACAUUUUUAUAAGAUAAUGCGAGUGGAGCCCAAAGUGGUGCUUAAUGUUGCUCAUGCUGUGGUGAAGAGGAUGUCAUCUUUUGUCAGGCAAAUAGACUUUGCUCUUGACUGGAUGGCUGUUGAAGCUGGCAGGGCUGUUUACAGGCAGGGAGAGAAAUCAGACAGCACUUUCAUAGUGCUGAGUGGUCGACUGCGCUCAGUAAUCAUGAAGGAGGAUGGCAAGAAAGAGUUGAUAGGGGAGUACGGACGUGGUGACCUGAUUGGAGUGGUGGAGGCCUUGACCCGUCAGAACAGAGCGACCACAGUACACGCUGUACGAGACUCUGAGCUGGCCAAGCUACCAGAAGGUGCACUUUGCUCUAUCAAGAGGAAAUUCCCUCAGGUUGUCACCAGGCUGAUCCACUUACUCGGACAGAAGAUACUGCAGCAGGUCAAUGGUCCUCUGACAGCUCGCAGUUUGGCCCUGCACACACCAGGAAGUAAGUGGGAUGCAGGAAACCAAGCCUCCAACCUCUCCACUGUGGCAGUCCUGCCAGUAUCAGAAGAGGUGCCUCUUACUGCCUUUACUCUAGAGCUGCAGCAUGCACUCCUUGCAAUAGGUCCCACUCUUCUACUGACAAGUGGUAUUAUCAAACAGCGUCUUGGAGCUGCUGCACUUGACAGUGUUCAUGAGUACCGUCUGUCCAGCUGGCUGGGCCAACAAGAAGACAUCCAUCGCAUAGUUCUUUACCAGACUGACUACACACUGACCCCGUGGACACAGAGGUGCAUCCGUCAGGCUGACUGCAUCAUUAUUGUGGGACUAGGAGAGCAGGACCCUACUGUAGGGGAGUUGGAGCGUAUGUUGGAAGGAAGUGCAGUGCGUGCGCAGAAGCAGCUUGUUCUGUUGCACAGAGAAGAUGGUCCUGCACCCAAAGGAACCGUAGACUGGCUCAACAUGCGAAGCUGGAUUUCCAGACACCUCCACCUUGCCUGUCCCCGAAGGGUCUUCUCCAAACGAAGCCAGCCCAAACUGUUGGAGCUGUAUCAGCGUGUGUUUGAGAAACCAGCAGAUCGCCAUUCUGACUUUUCCCGCCUGGCUCGUGUUCUUACAGGCAAUGCUAUUGCUCUUGUCCUGGGAGGAGGAGGGGCCAGGGGUUGUUCUCAAGUGGGUAUAAUGCGUGCACUAUGCGAAGCUGGCAUCCCCGUAGACCUAAUUGGCGGAACAUCAAUUGGUUCCCUGAUGGGCGCUCUAUAUGCAGAGGACCGUAGCCACAGUCGCUUGAGGAUAAGAGCUAGAGAAUGGGCUAUGGAAAUGACUUCAGUAUUUAGGAAGGUCUUGGAUUUGACAUAUCCAAUCACAUCCAUGUUUUCUGGUGCUUCCUUCAACUCUGGCAUAAACAACGUCUUCAAAAGCAAACAGAUUGAGGACCUUUGGAUCCCAUAUUUCAAUAUCACAACUGACAUCACUGCCUCUGCCAUGAGAGUACACACUGAUGGUUCUCUAUGGCGGUAUGUCCGUGCUAGCAUGUCUCUAUCGGGAUAUCUCCCUCCUCUGUGUGACCCGAAAGAUGGACACCUGCUGAUGGAUGGAGGCUAUAUUAACAACCUGCCUGCUGAUGUUGCGCGCUCCAUGGGGGCCAAAGUGGUAAUAGCUAUUGAUGUGGGCAGCCGGGAUGAAACCAAUCUCACUAAUUAUGGCGACUCACUCUCGGGCUGGUGGCUGCUAUGGAAACGCCUUAACCCCCUAGCUGAGAAAGUUAAGGUGCUAAACAUGGCAGAGAUUCAGACUCGGCUGGCCUAUGUGUGCUGUGUGAGACAGUUGGAGUCUGUGAAGAGCAGCGAUUACUGCGAGUAUAUCAGACCUCCAAUCGACAGAUACCGUACACUAGAGUUUGGCAAGUUUGAUGAAAUUGCUGAGGUGGGGUACCAGCAUGGCAAGACUGUGUUUGAUGUGUGGCGUCGCAGUGGUGUGGUGGAAAAAAUGCUGAAAGACAGACAUCAAGAAGAGUUCCACAACACGCAAAGCAGAAGCAAUGUAAGGAUGUUGGCAGUGAACAACACAUGGACAUACACUAGAACAUGUGUGCUUCCUGUCCCCCACUCUUUCCUUGCAUCAGAAGAAUCUGACUACCACACUGACUAUGAAGAGGAUGCACUGGAGAGUGCUCUCUCUGACAUGGAGACGUAUAAUCGCUAUGGAGAGCACACUGAAGGGGAGGAGACGGCUGACACGGAUGGCACAGAAUCAGUGGUGAAGGAUGUCCUCCCCGGAGACAGCGUCCACAGCCUGCUCAGUAUUCUGGACACCAUCACUGGUUAUCCAGCUCCAUAUAAAACUGUGUCGGCACGAGCUGCAACUCGAUCCACCAUCUUACGCUUACCUGCUUCAGCCUUCGAGUCAGUGUUUAAGAAAUACCCUGAGACACUUGUACGCGUCAUUCAGAUAAUUAUGGUGCGCCUCCAAAGAGUCACCUUUUUGGCUUUGCAUAACCAUCUGGGCCUAACAACUGAGCUUUUCAAUCCAGCAUAG